UGGCGUGAACUCCCUGUGGUCCUCCACCACCACCACCUCCCGCACCACCUGCUCCUCCCCUCUACUCUUUAAUCCCCAUCUAGCCCCCAGGAAACCCUAGCCUCCCUUCAUCCUCUUCUCCCUCGCGCCGCCAUCUUCUCUACCCUCCAUGUCCUUUUUCUUCACGUACAGAGAAAACCCCCACUGCCUCCACCGUCCUCACCAUGGCUCCGCCUCCACAGACCACCCCUAGCCGAGCUGAGACCACCGGCGGAUGCGCCUCGUCUUCCUCUCCGUCCUCAUGCGAGGAAUCAAACCGAAACCUCUCCAAUCGCCCGCAAAAUCGCCGAUUUCGUUCCCGACCUGCCAUCGAGUUUCUUCAAUUCCGGUCGCUGCGGUGUACCUCUGGCCUCACCAACCCGUUCAAUGGCUUCCUGGACCUCGUCGUCGGCCGUUCCUCGGCGGUGCCCCGGUCUCACUUUCGCCUGCCACAGGUCCUCCACGUCGUGGUGCACCUUCGCCUUCCUCCCCUGAGCCCCGGUUCUUCCUCCCUCGAUGGAUCCCCGGUCGCCCAGAUCAUCCGCCAUGGCCAUCAUUCCCGAGCUCCGCCUAGCUUUCUUCAAAAGGUCUCGUGGCCCAAUUCUUUCAACAACAGAAGCAUCAGCGUAGUGAUCUGGUGUCACUCAUGGGACGACCCAAUCUUCUUCUGUCGCAGCCCGUCGCUAAGGUGCGCCCAGCCACGGUCCGUCGCUGCUUCGGCCUUGCCCGGCCCAGGACAUCGCAGCAUUUGCUUCUUCCCGGAUAGGAUCGCGAAGUGGUGUGGUGAGAUACGACAAGUCCUCCGGAUGUCCCUCGGCAAGCUUUAACGGGCAAGCAUUUCCCCUAUACUCCUGCCCCUGCAGGAGUCGCUCACCUAUUUUAUUUUGCCUUCUUCCUCAUGCUAUCCUUAAGUUGCGUUCUUGUCACGUGUCCUUUCCACUUGUUACCUCAAGCAGACCAUAUUGCCACCACCACCUCCUACAACUGUUGUUUGGUUAUCGGGUCUGCCUUGCGAGUCGUAGUGCAUGCUAGUGUUGUUUUAUCUCGUUACCGUUACUGCUAUCUUAUCGGGUUAUAUGUUGGGAAGAAUCAUGGUUACUUUAAUUGUUGAUAAUUGUUUAACGGAGGCAUCGGUGGGUCAGAUGCUCGUUUUGUGACGGCUCAUUUGUGUUUCCUAAAUAACCUAGGACCCCGAGUUCUUGUUAUCUGUUCCGAGACUGAGCGCUCUAACCACACGUGGGUAUGCUUACCGGGUCUCCCCUUGACCACUGCCGGAAUCUACAGCCUUGUCCAGUGGCCACAAUUAGUUUGAAUGCUUUGUUUCUCUCAGGCGUCCAAGCUUGUUUCUUUGUGGUCAGAUGAUAUGAUAUUACUUUUGGGGAAGCCAUGUUGCCUUGUAACCCCGUUGUCUCUUGCACGUCCGUAGGUGCGGCACGUAUUGUUAAGAGGUCAUCCUCUAGUGGGCUCUGAUCCUCUUAGCCGUUCUCGCAACAGCUAGGUCCGCGUCAGAGUUCCGAUCGGGCUCUGAAACGGGUUAACUUAGUUAGGUGGCUUCCUGGACAUCGUUGUCAUGAAGGAGAGUGUGUGUCGUGAUAUCCACCUGUCGUAAGUGGGUUGAUCGUGCGUGUGGGCACAUUUGGGCACCCCUGCAGGGUUACAAUCUUAUCGAUAAGCCGCGUCCGCGGUUAUGGACGAGUUGGAGCUGUAUGACUCGACCAUAGACAACUUACACCUGUUGUUUCAAUACAAAUAACUUUCAUUGUAAGACAGAACAACUUAAAUAAUAACUGGUUAAAACUUAACAACCGUGUGAGUGCCUUUGUAAGUACCUCCUUGCGAGGGGGGAACGCAUCGGCUGUGUUAUGUUUGCAGAGUAUAGAACUGUUAGUUAUGCGCUCUCUCAUCUUCUCUGAUUAGACGACUGUUGUAGAGUGUCUCUAUAGGUUUUUAGUGCUUGCGCGCUGCCGCUUAACCCCACCAUAUUGUCCAUGACGUUCCUCUUGCGUCCUCUAAGUCCCCUGCGUGCCUCAAGUACAAAGGACGACUGGUUGACGAAUGCUUAUACAUCUUGAAGUCUUAUUAAGUACGAACCCGUACUUAUUGCUGCUUCUACGGGAUAUAACCGGGCAGGUAUGAAGAUAUGUUCGAUGAAGAUGACGUUAGCAAGGUUACCCUUCCGGCUUGGCCUGGGCAGGGUUAUGGACGCCACUGGUUAUCUUCAGGACUCUUAGUCCAAUUUGUAUCUUGUCCGUACUCGGACAUAUUCGAUCUUCUGUAUGAUUUGGAUCUUUGUAUUGUA
Molecule: messenger RNA, 2317 nt
Organism: Lolium perenne
Lineage: Eukaryota; Viridiplantae; Streptophyta; Magnoliopsida; Poales; Poaceae
Source: RefSeq, a predicted model, not a curated record